CUUCAUAAGAUAUACAACAUACAUAGUUGGUGUGUACAUUUAUUUUGGAGGGAGGCUCGCAAAAUAUCUUAAAUUUGAUACUUUGAUUCCCCAUUUUUGGAGCUCGCAAAUCACACUAUACAUGAGAAAGUGAAGAAGGGGGAAAAGUGAAAAGCGAGACAUGGAUGAAACAGAGUUUCUGAACUCAAGCCCGACAGAGAAGAAGGAGAGGAACAAGUUUCCAUUGCUGAGGUAUGAAGAACUGCCGGAAUAUAUGAAGGAUAAUGAGUACAUCUUGAAUUACUACAGAGCUGAAUGGUCUCUUAAACACGCCUUCGUUUCCUUGUUCUUAUGCCACAAUGAAUCUCUUAAUAUAUGGACUCACGUGAUUGGAUUUGUUGCGUUUUUGGUACUCACAGUUGCAAACUUGACAGAAUUUUAUCAAGUGGCCGACUUCAUUAACCUUUCCAAAUGGGUUUUUCCUUCGGAUACGGGUACACCACCACCGCUAAUAGACACACCACGUUGGCCAUUAUUUGUCUUUUUAUGUGGUUCAAUGUUUUGCUUCGUAUCAAGUAGCUUAUGCCACCUGUUCUCUUGUCACUCGCAACACCUAAACUGUCUACUGAGUCAGUUAGACUACAUCGGAAUAGCAGUUAUGAUCAUCACCUCAUUUUUCCCUCCAAUAUAUUACCUCUUUGAAUGCGACACCAUAUGGCAAUAUGUUUACCUUACAACAAUAUCCAUACUCGGUGUUUUAGCAGUCAUUAUACUCCUUUCCCCUAAACGAACACGUGGGAAAUACCGAUUCAUUCGGACAAUAAUUUUUGUGGCAAUGGGUCUUUUCGGGGGGCCAUGUUUUAUGCUACUCGGGUACCUGAGAAGUGGAAGCCUGGUUGGUUUGAUUUGGUUGGACAUAGUCACCAAAUAUUUCAUGUUUUUGUCGUGA
This is a messenger RNA of Lactuca virosa, 928 nucleotides long. The record is from the annotation of a GenBank genome assembly. NCBI's taxonomy places the organism in Eukaryota, Viridiplantae, Streptophyta, Magnoliopsida, Asterales, Asteraceae.